This is a messenger RNA of Fraxinus pennsylvanica, 552 nucleotides long. The record is from the annotation of a GenBank genome assembly. Lineage: Eukaryota; Viridiplantae; Streptophyta; Magnoliopsida; Lamiales; Oleaceae.
AUGAAGGCAGGAGUGAUUGAGUUAGGCUCGAGUUCAACUCCGAAAACCAGUGCAAGUCGAGGUGCGUCGAUACUUGAUUUUAUCUUGAGAAUUGUUGCGGCGAUUGCGACCUUGGGAAGUGCUAUUGCAAUGGGAACAACUAAUGAAACACUACCCUUUUUCACGCGAUUUAUUCGAUUCCGCGCCAAAUAUGAUGAUCUUCCAAUGUUUACGUUUUUCGUGGUGGCCAAUUCCAUCGUAAGUGUGUAUCUAUUUCUUUCUCUUGCACUGUCCAUUUUCCACAUCAUAAGGAGUAAAGCACAAGUCAGCAGGAUUGUCUUGAUUUUCCUCGACACGGGAAUGCUGGCGCUUUUAACUGCAGCAGCAUCUGCAGCAGCAGCAAUAGUAUAUUUAGCGCACACAGGAAAUACGAAGGCAAAUUGGUUUGCUAUUUGUCAACAAUUUAACUCUUUCUGUGAAAGGAUUUCUGGCUCUUUGAUUGGAUCAUUUGGAGGGAUUCUUUUGUUCAUUCUCCUGAUCUUGCUCUCUUGUGUUGCUCUCUCUCGGCGUUGA